AUGGUCUAUGCUGUUGAUUUUGAUACAAAUACACAGAGACAGAUUAAUCGUUAUCAGAGGAGCAUUGCCACAAAUGUGUUGCACAGGAAUUUGAAUCCUAGCAAUCUUCUCCUGAAUGCAAAUUGUGAUCUCAAAGUAUGUGAUUUUGGAUUAGCUCGUGUUAUAUCUGAAACUGAUUUCAUGACAGAAUAUGUUGUUACAAGAUGGUAUCGUGCACCAGAGCUAUUGUUAAAUUCUUUUGGUUAUACUGCUGCAAUUGAUGUAUGGUAUCUUGCCGUUGGUCCUAGAUGGAUUGCCUCCAAUGGUAGUGCUGGUGCAUUGACCAAUACCCGUGUGAGCUCAUUUUUGUUUGGAUAUCUACUACCAGUUAAUGAAGUUGUGCAGGGCUUCCUCUUAUUUAAUGUCACUGAGGAAGUCGAACUCACCACAACUGAAGUGACUGUCCUCCCUGAUGAUGAGACACCCACCGCUGGACCUGAGGUAGCUCCUCUCGAGGCUCCUCAACAAACUGGUGCUUAUCCUCUCGAAUGCACCAUGGAGCCCACCAGCGUUAAUCCCUCAGAUAACACUGAAGACCCUUCAGAUGCUGCUGCCGCCACUAAACCUGCUGCUCCUAAAUCUGAAGUUGAAGCUGAGGUUGUUAAUGAAAUCCCAACAUCCUAUGAAACUCUUAUAGCUGAGGAAAUUUAUGUCGUCCGAGCUAACGCUGAAGCUCACGACGAUGACCUUCCCAUCACCUCUGCAGCUGAUGCUGCUGAUGUGGAAGAAGACGAUGAAGAGGAUGAUGAAGAAGAUGGUGAGUCUCCCAAUCUUCCUGACUCUGGCAGUGACGUAGACGAUGAAAACGACUUCACGAUCCAGUACCAGCGACCUACUACUGCCAUGAAAGGUGUCGCCCUCAGGGAUUAUGCAUCCCAAGGGGAGCAAAGGGAGAAUGAGGGUGUUCAAGAAACACACUAG
Messenger RNA from Cynara cardunculus var. scolymus (artichoke), 960 nucleotides. Its product is annotated as G2-specific protein kinase nim-1-like. Lineage: Eukaryota; Viridiplantae; Streptophyta; Magnoliopsida; Asterales; Asteraceae. The record is from RefSeq and is a predicted model, not a curated record. Gene Ontology annotation, biological process: intracellular signal transduction; protein phosphorylation. Bases 1 to 960 code for a protein of 319 amino acids. Gene Ontology annotation, cellular component: nucleus; cytoplasm. Gene Ontology annotation, molecular function: protein serine/threonine kinase activity; ATP binding. The transcript is spliced from 6 exons.